AUGCUGCUGUAUGGACCAUUAAAAAGGAUACCCAGUAUUUGUCGGACACCUGGAAAAUUUGUGGUACCGAAAACAAAACAGCUACAGCAUUUAUGUGUUUUACAGACUAGAUCAUAUUCAAAGGUACCAGCUGAACGGCAAUGCAUUGGUAUCUAUUACAAAGAGAAAAACAUCUUGUGUAGAACCUGUGAAAUAGAUUCCAGAAAUGUUUACAAGAGAUCUAGUCAUUUUUUUGGUCGACAAGUUUAUGGACCAGCCAAGUAUUUUAAUAAAUCAAGUACAUUAUUUAAAAACAGUAUUUCUAAGACAUCGUCUGUAAUUUUUACCGAUGUGAUCACUUCAAGUAUUGUUGUGAGGGGUUACGCCACUAAAUCAGUGUUACCAAGUGAUAGCCGGAAUAAACCGACUCGUAGUGGGAAACACAAUACUGGUAAAGAGUUGCCAGCAGAAAAAAAGCAUUUACAGUCAAGACCAAGGACAAAGAACCCCUCUAGACUGGCUAAAACAGAUCUACAAGAUGUCUUUGUGUGUACUGCAUUUUCUACAGCAAAGCAAUACAACUUGGAACAUUUGAGUUUUGAUUUACAGGCACAUCAGCUUUGUAGAUUGUCACAAAUGCCCCAAGAUGUGCAAGAUGUGCUCCACAUGAACAUUGGUGAUUCAGAGAACGAGGAAACUGAUAAUGAACCUGGCGAAAUAUUCUUUUUCCGAGAAGGAUCAGUUGUCCUCUGGAAUGUAUCUGACUUGAAAAUGAAGAAAGUGAUGCGGAUACUUUCUAAACAUGAGAUUAAUUCAUAUGAGGUUGCGUUAGUGAACUGGGAGAAUGAACAAAUGGCUUACAGAUAUUCAGAACAGGCAACAAAACUGUCUAAAGGUGACAUCAUAUUGAAUUCUGUAAGCAGCAAAGAUCUGACAGUUCUUGAGAAGUUCACGUUUGCAAAUGCACUGGCACUCUCAGUUAAAUUGGCUAUUUGGGAAUAUUCUCUGGACCGAUUUGUCUCCUCCAUUGAAUGGGUUCCUGAGUAUCUCAAAGCUGGUAAGCAAUUGAAAAUGAGUAGAGAAGAUGUCAUGAAGAAAGUGGGUGAACUAAUGCACCUGCGGCAUCUGAUUAACCUCAGCUCUGAUUUGCUUAUGACACCUGAUUUUUAUUGGGACAGAGAGGAAUUGGAACACAUAUUUAACACAAUGUGUAAUUAUCUGAAUAUAGCCAGGAGAACCAAGGUAAUGAAUGAAAAACUAAACCAUUGUUCAGAGAUGGUGGAAUUAAUGAGAACUCACCUAAACGAGAAACAUUCUCUGAGAUUGGAAUGGAUGAUAAUAUUACUGAUUGCUGUUGAGGUGGUCUUUGAAAUAAUUCACAGCACUGAAAGAUACAUGAAGUCUUGGAAAAAACCAAAGGAUACUGUUACUAGAAAAAGAUGUAAUUCUAUUGACUGAAAACAGUUCUAUGAUUGUGAUGCAAACCAUCGGAAAUAAUUUAUUUUCACUGAAUUUUAUUUUCUGAUGUUCAUGACAGUACCAAACUUUAUUUCCCAGGGACUCAACUCAAUGAAAAACCUGGCACCCAUGUUUGAGAAUGUUGUUUUGAGAGUGCCCCUAAACAUGUUUUUACAGUCCAAAAUAGCAUACAG
Messenger RNA from Saccoglossus kowalevskii, 1631 nucleotides. RefSeq names its product required for meiotic nuclear division protein 1 homolog. Gene Ontology annotation, biological process: positive regulation of mitochondrial translation. The record is from RefSeq and is a predicted model, not a curated record. Lineage: Eukaryota; Metazoa; Hemichordata; Enteropneusta; Harrimaniidae.